AAAAGGUGUUACCAAGAAAAAGAAAAAUGUUCAUUCUUAUUCUAAUCAUCUGUGCUCUCUUCAGUGGAGUGUCAUGUCAAGACAGACCCACCAUUAUAAGUCCAGAAGGAACGGAAUUGAUAAAAAAUGCUGGUGAACCUAUACAAUUUUUAUGCACAGGUUCUAAAAAAAUUUUUUUUUACUAUCCAACGAAUUACGGAUCAGACAAGGAAGUAUCCAAAAAGGUUAUAUCAUCGAAAAUAGAAGAAAGCAAAACUAAUACAGAAUUUGGAAGUACAUACAAUUUAUCUCGACGUAAAUCCGUACCUGGUGAUACGGGUUGGUAUGGUUGUUCUUAUCACAACCGAACGAUCACUCGAAAGAAUUAUGACGAUCCCAAAUUUAGUUGGGUCUACAUUUACGUGGAUUCACCUAACAGUUCGUUUGUCGAAAAUGUGGUCGAAACUAUAAAAGGAGUAACCGGUAAUACGGCUUUAAUACCAUGUCGACCAACUUUGCCAAAUUUGCAAGUUAUUUUUUACAAUCGAUUGGGUAUGGUUAUCGCUGUAGAAGAUAAUAUAUCAUACGAUCCUAAAUUUGGAUUUAAAAUGGACCAUCUUAGUUUGCAUAACAAUGGACUUUAUAAAUGUUCAAUUACGAGAGAUGAUAUAACGUACAACGUCACUUAUCAUUUGGAUGUUUUUACUAAACCAAAAUUAAUUAUCAUAAAUGAGGAAUCGUAUUAUUCGCAUGGUGAAAUUGUUGAUUUUCAUUGUCUCAUGAAGGCUUAUCCAGAACCAGAAAUUUAUUGGACUUUUCUACAAUGUCCUAAUUAUCCUUCCCAGAUUAAUACCAGUCUCAUCGAAUUAAAUCAUACGACUCAAAUGCUAUCAAGCAUGUCUUAUCUAUCGAAAGCAUCUAUGAAAAUUGAAAUGUCUGGUAUCAUUAAUUGUACAGCUUGUAAUUCUGAGGGAUGUAAUUCAACUACCAGUAAUGUUAUGAUGUCUGAUGGUGUCAAAGAAUUUGGUAUAAUAGAACCUAAAGGACCAAUUGUUGAAAGUGAUGACAUCAAAAUCAUUUGUGCUGCAUCUAUUUAUAACUAUACUAAUAAUAUUUUAUGGGUGGAUAAUAACAACAAGGCUAUAUCAGAAAAUGAGAGAAUCAAAAUUAUUUAUAAGACAACUUUGAACACUCAUCGUGCAAUAUUGCAAAUAAAGAAUGUUCAACUUAAUGAUUCGAUGAUUUAUAAAUGUAUUGAAGAAACUAAAGAUGCAAAAACCAUUUCUUAUCGCUAUUACAAUUUGGUGGUUUACAAACAAAAAAAACCUUCGUUUACUAAUAUGAAUUUAAAUGAUACUGAUUUGGUAAUCGAUUUCGGUAGAGUAAAUCUCAAACCUAUUAUUUUGAAGUGUUAUGUAUAUGUAAAUGACCAAGCAGAACUACUUCCUUACGAUAAGAAAUGGGAAUUUCCAAGAGAAAGGUUGAAACUUGGAGAAAAAUUGGGUAUUGGACAAUUCGGGGUUGUUAUAAAAGCAGAAGCUAUAGGAAUUUAUGCUGGUGAAAAUGUAACAACGGUUGCAGUUAAAAUGGUACGACGUACGGCAAAUUUAACUUAUGUUCGUGCUCUAGCAAGUGAAUUAAAGAUUAUGGUACAUCUUGGUAAACAUUUGAACGUCGUCAAUCUUUUAGGUGCUUGCACGAAAAAUAUUUUAAAAGGUGAAUUAUUGGUCAUCGUUGAGUACUGUCGAUUUGGUAAUUUACGUAAUUUCUUAUUGAGACACAGAAUGGAUUUUAUCAAUCAAAUUGAUCCUUCCACUGGUAAAUUUGAUACUACAAUUGGUACUUAUCUUCUCAGGAAAACCGCCAGUAUAAACAGUAAUAAUAGAUUCAAUUAUCGUGGUGAUUAUAAGGAUCAUAAUUUGAAACCAAUUUGUUCUCAAGAUCUUUUGUCUUGGGCAUUUCAAGUGGCUCGUGGUAUGGAAUAUCUUAGUCAGAGAAACGUAUUGCACGGUGAUUUAGCUGCGAGAAACAUAUUACUCGCUGAAAAUAACGUAGUUAAAAUUUGUGACUUUGGUUUGUCUAAAACAAUGUACAAAGAUGGUAAUUACAAGAAGAAAGGUAAUGAACCAUUGCCCAUAAAAUGGAUGGCGAUCGAAUCAAUAAGAUAUAAAGUGUUUUCUACGCAAUCGGAUAUAUGGUCUUUUGGAAUUGUCCUUUGGGAAUUCUUCACAUUGGCUGAAACUCCUUAUCCAGGUUUGGAAGCUGAGAUACUGUAUAAGAAACUGAAAGAAGGUUAUAGAAUGGAACAACCAGCUUAUGCUACUCCAGAUGUAUACAAAAUAAUGUUGCAAUGUUGGAAWGMAAAACCAACUUUGCGUCCAGGUUUCACAGAAUUGGUGGAAAGCAUUGGUAAUUUGUUAGAGGAAAGUGUAAAAACGUAUUACAUAACUCUGAACACACCUUACAUGGAGAUGAACACGAUGAUUUUGGAUAGUAGAAACGAUUAUUUAAAGAUGAUGUCAGCACCAGAUCAUACAACUCUAUCAUUGGCAGCUGGUGAUUAUGUGAAUUCACCUAUUUCGGAAAAUCCACCAGAUCCGACAUAUUUAUGUAGGAGUCGAACAAAUACUGGUGACAAGUCGGACAUAUUUAAUCUUAGACUGGAUGCAGAAAAAUUGCAUUCUGAAUUUGCUUCGAUGAUGUCUGAUAACGAGGAUGCAAUUGAAUUAUCACCAAUUGCAUCCAAUAUUAUCGAAUUGCAUGGAAUGAAUAACGUAGAUGAUCCUUAUUUAAUACCAAUGGAAUGGGCCCCAGGAAGUAUCCCUGUACUUAAAGAACAAUAUGCAAAUGUUAAACCAAUCAAACAAAGCAAAGGCAUAGAAUCUAGGUAUCGUAAAGUACCACGAAAUCAUAAAGUGUUAGAAUCAGAAAAAUCGACAAAAAAUAUGAAGAUAGAUCGGUCUGAUAACAAAGAUGAAUACAAGGAGGAAUUAAUACCAAUGUUAAAUAACGUAGAUGAUAAACCACGAAAUCUUAAUUUGUUAGAUAUGAUUAAAAAAUUGACGACAAAGAAUGAUUUAAAAACAAAUAUACCUGAUUGCUUUAGCAAUUCCAGUUACAUCAUGAUGGGAAAAGAAUUAAAUCAUACGUUGGUGUGA
Molecule: messenger RNA, 3137 nt
Organism: Polistes dominula (European paper wasp)
Lineage: Eukaryota; Metazoa; Arthropoda; Insecta; Hymenoptera; Vespidae
Product: vascular endothelial growth factor receptor 1
Biological process (GO): cell surface receptor protein tyrosine kinase signaling pathway; positive regulation of kinase activity; protein phosphorylation
Cellular component (GO): plasma membrane; signaling receptor complex
Molecular function (GO): ATP binding; transmembrane receptor protein tyrosine kinase activity
Source: RefSeq, a predicted model, not a curated record